AAUCAUCAGUGUUCUUUCAUCUCUUUCCUUCCGAGGCUGAAAUCAACAAAACCGUUUUUACUUGUUGGAUCUAAAAAGAGAUAAAAUCAACGCAAACUGUCGUUGCUGCACUGAGAGAAUCAUGGCUGGAAUGAAGCAAAUCACGGGUUGUUCUUUGAUUGAGAGAACUUCUUUUCUUCCUUCUUCUAGGUUUCUUCUUAAUAAUCAUUUUAAUCAGCAAUGGUUUAGGCCGGCGGUUGUUCCUCUGAGAGAGCGAAGAGUGCAUUUAAGGAAGGCGGCAAGAACCCCGGUAGCGGCAAUUAGUGAGAAACUGGUGAAAGUUGAGCCAGAAAAGCCUGUGAAAUUUAAGGUGAGGGCAGUGGUAACUGUGAGAAAGAAGAACAAAGAGGACUUCAAAGAAACAAUUGCAAGGCAUUUGGAUUCUUUUACUGAUAUGAUUGGAUGGAAUGUCGUUCUACAGAUUGUUAGCACCGAAGUUGACCCAAGAACAAAGAGACCGAAGAGGAGCAACGAGGCGGUGCUAAAAGACUGGUCCAAGAAAUCGAACCUCAAAGCCGAACGGGUCAAUUACAUAGCAGAAUUCACAGUGGACUCCAAUUUCGGGGUUCCCGGAGCCAUCUUGGUGAGUAACAAGCACCAGAAGGAAUUUUUCUUGGAGAGCAUCACCAUCGAAGGUUUUGCAUGCGGUCCGGUCCACUUUGCCUGCAAUUCCUGGGUUCAGUCCAAGAAAGACCAUCCGGGCUUGAGGAUUUUCUUUUCCAAUAAGCCAUACUUGCCUUCCGAGACACCAGUUGGGCUGAAAGAGCUGAGGGAGAAGGAACUGAGAGGACUAAGAGGUGACGGAAAGGGAGUCAGGAAGCUCUCCGAUAGAAUCUACGACUACGAUACCUACAGGGAUUUGGGAAAUCCUGAUAAGGGAAUCGAGUUUGCAAGGACAACUCUGGGCGGUCAAGAGAUCCCUUAUCCAAGACGAUGCCGCACCGGACGUCCUCCAACUGAUACCGAUAUGAACGCAGAAAGCCGUGUGGAGAAGCCAUUGCCAAUUUACGUGCCACGGGACGAAGCAUUCGAGGAGUCGAAACAGGAUACGUUCGCGGCAGGGAGGCUGAAGGCCGUGCUCCACAACUUGAUACCCUCUCUCAUCGCCAGCAUAUCUGCUGAGAACCCCGACUUCAAGGGGUUCUCCGAGGUGGACAGUCUCUACAAAGAAGGUCUACUCCUUAAGUUGGGCUUACAGGAUGAACUCAUGAAGAAGCUUCCCUUACCCAAGAUCGUUAGCAAGAUCCAGGAGUCUAGUCAGGGUCUUCUGAGAUACGACACUCCUAUAAUUUUGUCCAAGGACAAGUUUGCCUGGUUACGAGACGACGAGUUCGCCCGCCAAGCCAUCGCUGGAAUCAAUCCCGUAAGCAUCCAACGACUCGAGGUUUUCCCACCAAUAAGCAAACUCGAUCCCGAGAUCUACGGUCCACAAGAAUCCGCACUCACUGAAGAGCACAUCGUAGGCCACCUCAGCGGCAUGUCGGUUCAACAGGCAUUGGCGGAGAAUAAAUUGUUUAUGUUGGACUACCAUGACAUCUACCUCCCAUUUCUGGACCGGAUAAAUUCUCUGGAUGGCAGGAAAGCGUAUGGAACUCGUACAAUUUUCUUCUUGACCCCUCUCGGUACCCUAAAGCCCAUUGCUGUUGAGCUGAGUCUCCCGUACAGGGGCCCCGGCUCCCCAUCAAAACGGGUUCUCACCCCGCCCGUGGAUGCCACCACAAACUGGCUCUGGCAGCUAGCCAAAGCCCAUGUCCGCUCCAACGACGCCGGCGUCCAUCAACUGGUGAACCACUGGUUGAGGACACAUGCGUGCAUAGAGCCAUUCAUACUAGCGGCACAUAGACAGUUGAGUGCAAUGCACCCUAUCUUCAAGCUUCUGGAUCCCCACAUGCGUUAUACAUUAGAGAUAAACGCUCUCGCCCGGCAGACCCUCAUCAGCGCCGGAGGUGUGAUCGAGUUCUGCUUCACUCCUGGCCCUUACUGCAUGGAGAUCAGUGCUGCCGCUUACCGUAACCUAUGGCGCUUCGACCUUGAGGGCCUCCCUGCCGAUCUCAUUCGGAGGGGUAUGGCGGUACCGGACCCCACCCAACCACAUGGGUUAAAGCUCCUGAUAGAAGACUACCCCUAUGCCAACGAUGGUCUACUCAUCUGGUCCGCCAUCGAGACGUGGGUCCGAACAUACGUGAACCGUUAUUACUCUGAUUCGAGCACCAUACGAACCGACACAGAGCUGCAGGCCUGGUACUCCGAGUCAAUUAAUGUGGGGCACGCCGAUAUACGCCAUGAAAGCUGGUGGCCCACACUCUCGACCGUGGAAGAUCUUGUCUCCAUCCUGACUACCCUCAUUUGGCUUGCGUCGGCUCAACAUGCUGCACUUAAUUUCGGGCAGUACCCUUAUGGUGGGUACGUUCCAAGCCGUCCACCGCUAAUGAGGCGUUUAUUGCCUCAGGAAGGCGACCCGGAGUACCAAAAUUUCCUGGCGGAUCCACAGAGAUUUUUCCUCUCAGCGUUGCCGAGUUUGCUCCAAGCUACCCAAUUUAUGGCCGUGGUUGACACCCUCUCCACACACUCACCGGACGAAGAGUAUCUCGGAGAGCGACAACACCCAUCUACAUGGUCUGGAGAUGCUGAAAUCGUUGAGGCAUUCUAUGGGUUCUCAGCAGAGAUCAGACGGAUAGAGAAGGAAAUCGAGAAAAGGAACAGUGAUCCUACACUCAGGAACCGAUGUGGAGCGGGUAUUUUGCCAUACGAAUUACUUGCACCAAGCUCGGAACCUGGUGUCACUUGUAGAGGGGUGCCCAACAGUGUGUCAAUAUAAUGGAUUCAUGACUGACUACAUUGUCCCACCCGCUCACACCACAUUACAUUUGUAUUUGUUCAUCCACUCCUCUCUCUCUCUAUCUAUCUAUCUAUAUAUAUAUAUAUAUAUAUAUAGUUUGUAAAGAGAAAAAUUAUGCUGCCAAAAAUAAGCACACAUUUCAUGACUGACUACAGUGUCAAUUUUGUUUAA
Nelumbo nucifera (sacred lotus) is the source of this 3049-nucleotide messenger RNA. Its product is annotated as linoleate 13S-lipoxygenase 3-1, chloroplastic-like. Lineage: Eukaryota; Viridiplantae; Streptophyta; Magnoliopsida; Proteales; Nelumbonaceae. Gene Ontology annotation, molecular function: metal ion binding; oxidoreductase activity, acting on single donors with incorporation of molecular oxygen, incorporation of two atoms of oxygen; protein binding. Gene Ontology annotation, biological process: lipid oxidation. The record is from RefSeq and is a predicted model, not a curated record.